Molecule: messenger RNA, 1484 nt
Organism: Halichondria panicea
Lineage: Eukaryota; Metazoa; Porifera; Demospongiae; Suberitida; Halichondriidae
Product: guanine nucleotide-binding protein subunit alpha-11-like
Exons: 7
Coding region: 131-1198 (355 amino acids)
Biological process (GO): adenylate cyclase-modulating G protein-coupled receptor signaling pathway
Cellular component (GO): heterotrimeric G-protein complex
Molecular function (GO): guanyl nucleotide binding; G-protein beta/gamma-subunit complex binding; GTPase activity
Source: RefSeq, a predicted model, not a curated record
CCACGCCCAUUAUUAGGAAUGUCAUUAGAAGCCAAGCUUUUAUAGAGGCUAUUAUAAUUUAUAGCUAGCUAUUCCUAGAUCCUAGAUCCUUGACUCACUUGCACCGCUCUAGGAUUAGUCAGUUACUAUAAUGGCGCUUGCCUGUUUCCUCGACGAGGACCAGAAGGCCCAGCUGCGUGUGAGUAAGGCCAUUGAUACAGAGUUUAAAACUUGGAAGAAAGAAGCUGGCAGAGAGUUCAAGCUUCUGUUACUAGGCACGGGUGAGGCUGGCAAAAGCACGUUCAUCAAACAGAUGCGUAUCAUCCACGGUCAAGGUUACUCAGAUGCUGACAGGGCAGAAUUCCGGCCACUCAUAUACAAAAACAUACUAUCUGGUAGUCAAAUACUCAUAGCGGCCAUGAGCAAGCUCAAGAUCGACUACACUGACCCGGCUAAUAAGGCACAUGCAGAAUCUCUAAAGGACAUCUCUGAGAAGACGACCACUAUAUCCACGGACAACUACACGGCCAUUCAGAGCUUAUGGGCUGACAGAGGAGUCAAGGCGUGCUUCGCCAGGAGAAGAGAAUUUCAGAUCUCAGACUCAGCCAAAUACUAUUUCGAGGCACUGGAGCGUAUUAAACUGGCCGACUAUAUUCCCUCCAUUGACGAUGUGUUGAGGGUUCGUGUACCCACCACCGGGAUCAUUGAGUACACCUUCCAGAUGAGGAAGGACGUCGUGUUCAGAAUGCUGGAUGUCGGAGGUCAAAGGUCAGAGCGUCGCAAAUGGAUCCACUGUUUUGACGAUGUGAAGGCCAUCAUCUUCCUCACUGCUAUCAACGAAUACGAUCAGGUAUUGGUGGAGGACGAUACUCAGAACAGACUACGGGAAAGCCUCGCUUUGUUCGAGUGUUUAUUUGGUUAUCCUUAUUUCAAGAAAUCUUCGAUGAUCCUGUUCCUCAACAAAACGGAUUUGUUUGAAGAGAAGAUCGCCACGUCCCACCUCGCUGACUACUUCCCUUAUAACGGUCCUAAGGGCAAUGGCGGUCCAGCCAAAGAGUACAUUAAAGACUUGUUCAACAACCUCAACCCCAACCCAGAGAACCAGAGAGUCUUUGCUCACUUCACAGAGGCCACGGACACUAAAAACAUUGAGCGUGUCUUCACGGCUGUACGGGAGCACGUACUAGAAGAAAAUCUGAAAGAUUACAACUUGAUGUGAUUAGAGAUUUUGUCUUUUCUUUGUGUCUGUGUGUGUAUACAUGUGUACGCUAUAUCUCAUCUAUUUUGUAGUAAUUUAUCUCGAUUUUUUUAUGUACUAGCUGUAACUGGAUCACAUUUAAGUUAUUAUUUUCCCCCCCCCCGAUAAUUAUAUAGUUUUUGUCAUGCACCUGACCCUCUGUUAUUAUUAAAUAGUUCGCAGCUAGUCUGUACUUAGUUCCAAUUCCAUAUCAUGCAAUUUCACAUUCCAGAAAACUUGUUAAAUUUAAUUACGUUUCAACAAUUAA